AAAAAAACGAAAAUAGAAAAUAGAAAAGUAACCGAAGACAAAGAACAGAGUGUCAUUAAUAUUCAGUACCAGCGACUUCUUCUUCUAUUUUUCUUUUCUUUCUCUCAUUCUUCUCCUUCAUAUCCAUCUCCAUAAUUAGCUUGUAGGUUAUGAAGUUGUUGUGUUUGCUGUGAGUUGUGAGAGGAGAUUUUUUCAUAGGUUUCCUUUUCUGUGAUGAUGGCACAAAACUUAACGGGGCAGCUUGUUGGUUCAGAGAUACAUGGCUUCCACACUUUGAGUGAUCUUGAUGUUGGGGAAACUUUGGAGGAAGCAAAAAGCAGAUGGCUUCGUCCAAAUGAGAUUCAUGCCAUUCUCAGCAAUUACAAAUAUUUUACUAUUCAUGUCAAGCCAGUGAAUUUGCCCAAAAGUGGUACUCUUGUACUAUUUGACCGCAAGAUGCUUAGGAACUUCCGAAAAGAUGGGCACAACUGGAAAAAGAAAAAUGAUGGGAAAACUGUUAAAGAAGCUCACGAGCACUUAAAAGUUGGUAAUGAAGAGAGGAUCCACGUAUAUUAUGCACAUGGCCAAGAUUGCCCAAGCUUUGUUCGAAGAUGUUAUUGGCUGCUUGAUAAGAGUCUGGAGCACAUAGUCCUUGUUCAUUAUCGUGAGACACAGGAGUCUCAAGGCUCUCCUAUUACACCGGUAAGUUCAUUAGGUUGUGGAUUGACACAGUCUCAAGGCUCUCCUUUUACACCGGUAAAUUCAAAUUCGAGCUCUAUUUCUGAUCCAACUACGUCGUGGAUUCCAUCAGAAGACUUAGAUUCUGGAACCAAUAGUGCUUUUACUAAUGGGCUGAAUGGAAAUUUAACAGGUAGAAGUCUUGAACAGAAGCUUCAUGAGCUCAAUACACUUGAAUGGGAUGACCUAGUGGCUUCUCAUGGUAAUACUAGUACUAUACCCAAUGGAGCAGGAAACGAACCACAUUUCUAUCAACUAAAUCAAAGCUUAAUGAAUGGAAGCGUUAGCAAUGUUGCCGGGAGUCCAGCAGAAGUUCAUUCUUUUGGGAAUUCACCUCCACUAGAGUCUGGGACUAGUAAUGUUUCUUACAGUUUCCAAGAAUGUGUUAACCCUCAAAAGAAUCAUGCUAUCACUUUUGGUGGUGUUGAUUCCGUGGAUAACACUUUAGUCAAUGAAGGCUUGCAAAGUCAGAACAGCUUUGGAAAUUGGAUGAACAGUGCCAUUUCUAAUACACCAUGUUCUGUAGAAGCAUCAGCUCUUGAAUCAUCAAUUGCUUCAUCUGUUCAUGAUCCAUUUUCAUCCCUGCGGAUGGACAAUAAUCAGCAACCUUCACUGCCGGAACAAGUGUUUCAUAUCACUGAAUUGGCCCCUGCAUGGGCUUCUUCCACGGAAAAAACAAAGGUCCUGAUAACUGGAUAUUUUCACCAUGAUUAUCAACACUUUGCAAAGUCCAAUCUAGUGUGCGUCUGUGGCGAAACAAUUGUUCCUGUAGAAAUUGUUCAGGUUGGAGUUUACCGAUGCUGGGUAUUGCCGCAUUCUCCAGGAUUCGUAAAUCUCUAUUUGAGCUUUGAUGGCCAUAAGCCCAUUAGCCAAAUUGUUAAUUUUGAGUAUCGUACUCCUAUUUUGCACGACCCUGCUGCUUCGAUGGAAGAUACAUACAACUGGAUUGAGUUUCGACUUCAGAUGAGGCUUUCUCAUUUGCUUUUUACAACACAAAAGACCCUUGAUUCUUUCUCUAGUAAAGUAUCACCUACUGCACUCGAAGAGAGUAAAAAAUUCGCCUCCAAAACAUUAUUUAUUUCCAAAAGUUUGCAACACUUUAUGAAGUCGUCCGACGCAAACACAACUCCAUUUCCGCAAGCAAAAAAUACCUUCUUCGAAAUUGCGUUGAAGAACAAGUUAAGAGAAUGGCUUUUGGAACGAAUUGUACUAAGAUGUAAGACUGCGGAGUAUGAUGCACAAGGGCAAGGUGUGAUUCAUCUGUGUACACUUUUGGGAUAUACUUGGGCUAUUACAUUAUUUUCAUGGUCAGGCUUGUCGCUCGAUUUCCGUGACAAAUUUGGAUGGACAGCUCUUCAUUGGGCAGCAUAUAAUGGAAUGGAGAAAAUGGUUGCGACUCUAUUGUCUUGUGGGGCAAGGCCUAACUUGGUGACAGAUCCAACUCCACAAAAUCCCGGUGGCUGUACUGCUGCUGACCUUGCUUACAUGAAUGGAUAUGAUGGUUUAGCCGCUUAUCUUUCGGAAAAGUGUUUGGUUGAGCAGUUCAACGACAUGAGCUUAGCUGGAAAUAUCAGUGGUUCACUCGAAACCACCACGACUGAUCCAGUAAAUCCAGAGAACCUUACCGAGGACCAAUUGUACCUAAAGGAUACAUUGGCAGCUUACCGAACAACAGCUGACGCAGCAGCACGCAUACAAGCUGCGUUUAGAGAGCGCUCACUAAAAUUGCGCUAUCAGUCGGUUCAAUUUAGCAGCCCGGAGGAGGAAGCACGCCAAAUAGUAGCAGCAAUGAAGAUUCAACAUGCCUUUCGCAACUUUGAGACAAGGAAAACGAUGGCAGCCGCUGUUCAUAUUCAGCAUAGAUUCCGUACGUGGAAGUUGCGUAAAGAAUUUCUCCACAUGCGGCGUCAGGCUAUAAAAAUUCAAGCUGCAUUCAGGGGCUUUCAAGUGCGUAGGCAAUAUCGUAAGAUUUUAUGGUCUGUUGGAAUUCUUGAGAAAGCAAUCCUCCGUUGGCGUUUAAGGAGAAAAGGUUUUCGCGGACUUGAGGUGAGUCCUGUCGAAGAGAUGAUAAAUGAGAAGCAUGAAAGCGACGUAGAAGAAGAGUUCUUUAAGACCGGUAGGAAACAAGCAGAAGAACGUGUUGAGAGGUCUGUGGUACGUGUACAGGCAAUGUUCCGAUCGAAGAAAGCACAACAAGAGUAUAGCAGGAUGAAGAUGGCCCAUAGUCAAGCAAAGCUGGAACUUGAAUUAGAAGACCUUCUCAAUUCUGAUGUGGACAUGUUAACAACAAAGACAGCAUAGGUUGUUCCUAUGAAAGGUUUUAUGUUUCUGGAAUGCAGUCAACUCCUUUAGUCUUGUGUAAUGUAACAAACUAGUGAUAAUUUGGUGCUUUUUUUUUUUUGUAUAGCAUGUAGAUCCUGUAAAUUUCAUAGUGUGUAAUUUCGAUGCAUGAUGACCCUUUCAAAAUGCUUUAAUAUCUUGAAAUGGGGUCAUCUUUAAAGCUUUCAGCUUAAUUAGGUGUUUGGUGGAUGCUUUUGAGCCCUUCUUUAAUGUGAUUAGACAUAAAUGUUGUCAGCACUUUUAUGUAUUGAUAAAGUUUACACUUUAUAAUGAGUGAUUAAUGUGGAAUAGAACACUAGCAUACAAUAAUUGAUUACAU
Molecule: messenger RNA, 3376 nt
Organism: Vicia villosa (hairy vetch)
Lineage: Eukaryota; Viridiplantae; Streptophyta; Magnoliopsida; Fabales; Fabaceae
Product: calmodulin-binding transcription activator 5-like
Exons: 14
Coding region: 214-3018 (934 amino acids)
Biological process (GO): regulation of transcription by RNA polymerase II
Cellular component (GO): nucleus
Molecular function (GO): transcription coregulator activity; double-stranded DNA binding; protein binding
Source: RefSeq, a predicted model, not a curated record